Messenger RNA from Archocentrus centrarchus (flier cichlid), 850 nucleotides. RefSeq names its product proteasome 20S subunit beta 2 (gene psmb2). The transcript has 6 exons. Gene Ontology annotation, cellular component: nucleus; cytoplasm; proteasome core complex. Gene Ontology annotation, biological process: proteasomal protein catabolic process. The coding region runs from base 129 to 728 and encodes 199 amino acids. Lineage: Eukaryota; Metazoa; Chordata; Actinopteri; Cichliformes; Cichlidae. The record is from RefSeq and is a predicted model, not a curated record.
GUUCCUGUGACGUAAUCAGUUUGCGCCGGCUCUCAGAAACUUUUGCUGUGUAAUCCAUACAGGCGAGGCAAAGAGAAGGCUCCUAAUUUGUUUUAUAUAAAUAUUCUAGGUUGAAGAAGUUCAACAGAAUGGAAUAUCUAAUUGGGAUACAGGGACCAGAUUUUGUUCUCGUCGCCGCUGACAAUGUUGCCGCGAGCAGCAUCAUUCAGAUGAAACACGACUAUGACAAGAUGUUUAAGCUCAGUGAGAAGAUUUUGCUGCUGUGUGUGGGAGAAGCUGGAGACACGGUGCAGUUUGCAGAGUACAUCCAGAAGAAUGUGCAGCUCUACAAAAUGAGGAACGGUUAUGAGCUCAGUCCGGCAGCAGCAGCAAACUUCACACGAAAGAAUCUUGCAGACUAUCUUCGGAGCAGGACUCCAUACCACGUGAACCUGUUGCUGGCGGGCUAUGAUGACACAGACGGCCCUGGUCUCUACUACAUGGACUACCUGUCUUCCCUGGCCAAGGCCCCCUUCGCUGCCCACGGCUACGGAGCCUUCCUCACUCUUUCCAUUCUUGACCGAUACUACAGACCAGAUCUGACUCGGGAUGAAGCCAUAGAUCUGCUGAAGAAGUGCAUUGAGGAACUCAACAAACGUUUCAUCCUGAAUCUCCCCUCCUUUACCGUCCGUUUGAUUGACAAGGAGGGCAUCCAUGACCUGGAGAAGCUCACCCUCGGCGCCAAGUGACCGCACUGCGUAACUUCCAACCAUCAUGCCCUCGUUUCUUUCCCUCUAUUUUUUUUUUUUGUGUACCAGUGACCUCCUGCUUUUUCUGUUCCAAUAAAAAGUGACACACAGUUGAGAUACAA